Geosmithia morbida is the source of this 3654-nucleotide messenger RNA. RefSeq names its product myosin I. Gene Ontology annotation, cellular component: cell tip; plasma membrane; actin cortical patch. Gene Ontology annotation, molecular function: actin filament binding; microfilament motor activity; ATP binding. NCBI's taxonomy places the organism in Eukaryota, Fungi, Ascomycota, Sordariomycetes, Hypocreales, Bionectriaceae. The transcript is spliced from 3 exons. Gene Ontology annotation, biological process: actin filament organization; endocytosis; vesicle transport along actin filament. The coding region runs from base 1 to 3654 and encodes 1217 amino acids. The record is from RefSeq and is a predicted model, not a curated record.
AUGGGUAUAUCACGGCGUCCCAGAGAUAAGUCGAGCCGGAACGCCCAGGCCGGGGCAGGAGGCGCUUCGGGCAGCGCAAAGCCCAAGAAGGCCACCUUUGAAACUAGCAAGAAGAAGGAGGUCGGUGUUUCCGACCUAACGUUGCUGAGCAAGGUCUCCAACGAAGCCAUAAACGAGAACCUUAAGAAACGAUUCGAAGGCGCCGAAAUCUACACCUACAUCGGCCAUGUCCUGGUGUCGGUCAACCCCUUCCGCGACCUGGGCAUCUACACCGACCAGGUCCUCGACAGCUACAGGGGCAAGAACCGUCUGGAGAUGCCGCCCCAUGUCUUCGCUAUUGCCGAGUCGGCUUACUACAACAUGAAGGCCUAUAACGAUAACCAGUGUGUCAUCAUUUCGGGCGAGUCGGGUGCCGGCAAGACCGAGGCCGCCAAGCGCAUCAUGCAGUACAUUGCCAACGUCUCGGGCAGUGGCUCCGGCGAUAUUCAGCAGAUCAAGGACAUGGUGCUGGCCACCAACCCGCUGCUCGAGUCCUUUGGAAACGCCAAGACACUGAGGAACAACAACUCGUCCCGUUUCGGCAAGUACCUCCAGAUCUACUUCAACGGCCAAGGCGAGCCGGUUGGUGCCGACAUCAACAACUACCUUCUCGAAAAGUCACGAGUCGUCGGCCAGAUUGCCAACGAGCGCAACUUUCACAUCUUUUACCAGUUCACCAAGGGCGCCUCGCCGCAAUACCAGCAGACCUUUGGUGUCCAGGGUCCCGAAACCUACGUCUACACGAGCCAAUCCAAGUGUUUCGAUGUUGACGGAAUCGACGACCUGGCCGAAUUUCAAGAUACACUUAACGCCAUGAAGAUCAUCGGUGUAACCCAGCCCGAGCAGGACAGUAUCUUCCGCAUGCUGGCUGCCGUUUUGUGGAUUGGCAAUAUCCAAUUCCGCGAGGACGAUGGCGGUUAUGCUGAGGUCGUGGACAGGUCUGUCGUCGACUUUGCCGCCUAUCUUCUCGAGGUAACACCCGACCAGCUCAUCCAAGGCAUCACCAUCCGUAUCCUGACACCUCGAAGUGGUGAAGUCAUUGAGUCCCCAGCCAACCCUGCCCAGGCCUCAGCCACCCGGGAUGCACUAUCCAAGGCCAUUUACAGCAACCUCUUUGACUGGAUCGUCAGCCGCAUCAACAAGUCCCUCAAGUCGCGUCAGUCCACGUCUAACACGAUUGGCAUCCUGGAUAUCUACGGGUUCGAAAUAUUCGAGAAGAACAGUUUCGAGCAGCUCUGCAUCAACUAUGUCAACGAGAAGCUCCAGCAAAUAUUCAUCCAGCUCACUCUCAAGACAGAGCAGGAAGAGUAUGCGAGGGAGCAGAUCGAGUGGAAGCCUAUCAAGUACUUUGACAACAAGGUCGUGUGCGAGCUCAUUGAGCAGGUCCGACCCCCGGGUGUCUUCUCGGCCAUGAAGGACGCUACCAAGACAGCCCACGCCGAUCCCGCCGCCUGCGACCGUACCUUUAUGCAGACUGUCAACUCUAUGUCGCACGCUCACUUGACACCACGUCAAGGAAACUUCAUUAUUAAACAUUAUGCCGGCGACGUGUCCUACACUGUUGACGGAAUCACGGAUAAGAACAAGGACCAGCUUCUCAAAGGUCUUCUGAACCUCGUCGAGCAUAGCGGCAACAGCUUUGUCCACACUUUGUUCCCUCAGCAGGUUGAUCAAGACAACCGGAAGCAGCCCCCUUCCGCUGGCGACCGUAUCCGCACGUCCGCCAAUGCUCUUGUCGACACCUUGAUGAAAUGCCAGCCGUCGUACAUUCGUACCAUCAAGCCCAACGAGAACAAGUCGCCUACCGAAUAUAACGGCCCCAAUGUUCUUCACCAGAUCAAGUACCUUGGCCUGCAGGAAAACGUCCGUAUCCGUCGUGCUGGUUUUGCCUACCGCCAGUCGUUCGAUAAGUUCGUGGAUCGAUUCUUCCUCCUGUCUCCAGCGACAUCGUACGCUGGUGAGUACACCUGGGACGGUUCGUACGAGGAAGCUACCAAACAGAUCCUCAAGGAUACGAGCAUCCCCAAGGAGGAGUGGCAGAUGGGUGUCACUAAGGCAUUUAUCAAGUCCCCGGAAACCCUUUUCGCCCUCGAGCACAUGAGGGACAGGUACUGGCACAACAUGGCCACCAGAAUCCAGCGCAUGUGGAGGGCCUACCUGGCCUACCGUGCCGAGUCUGCUACUCGGAUCCAGCGCUUCUGGCGUAAGAAGCGCACUGGCGCUGAAUUCCUGCAGCUUCGCGACCAGGGACACCGUGUCCUUGGCAAUCGCAAGGAGCGACGACGUAUGAGUCUGCUCGGCUCUAGAAGGUUCCUGGGUGACUACUUGGGUGUCAAUGCCUUGGGAGGGUUCGGUGCGCAGAUUCACAAGGCAGCCAAUAUCGGAUCCAACGAGAGAGCUGUCUUUUCGUGUCGUGCCGAGAUUUUGGAGGCCAAGUUUGGCAGGUCCAGCAAGCCUACUCCUAGAAUAAUUGUUGUGACUGGCAGCAAGUUUUACAUCAUCUCUCAGGCGUUGGUGAACGGGCAGCCUACGAUUUCCGUUGACAAGGCUGUUCCCCUGGGUGCUAUCAAGUACAUAAGUACCUCGACGGCCCGCGAUGACUGGUUCUCUCUGGGCAUCGGGUCCCAGCAGGAACCUGACCCUCUGAUGAACUGUGUUUUCAAGACGGAGAUGUUCACGCAGAUGAAGCAGGUGAUGCCUGCCGGCUUCAACCUCAAAAUUUCCGACAUGAUUGAAUACGCCAAGAAACCCGGCAAGAUGCAGCAGGUCAAAGUCCUGAAGGACUCCCAAAUGCCAGCUGACUUCUACAAAAGCGGAGCUGUCCACACUCAGCAGGGGGAGCCCCCUUCAUCUGUGUCCAAACCGACGCCCAAGGCCAAGCCUGUGCCACCCAAGCCCAUCACCCGCGGCAAGCUGAUCAAGCCCGGGGGUCCCAACGGACGCCCGUCCAGGCUGACGGGCAACCGAACUGCCAAGCCCAGACCUGGGGCCAACAAUGUGCGAAGUACUCUUCAGCCUCCAGCUGCCCUCAGUUCUGGCCCCAGUCCUGCAGCUAGCAGCCCUGCCAUCGCAAAGCCGACGCCGACGCCGAUUGCCGCCCAGACUUCUUCUGCCUCUAUUCCUAGUCACACAAGGAAUCAGAACAGCAUCACAAGAGCGCCGCCGCCUCCUCCUCCGCCUCCUGCGGGCCCGCCGAAAAUCAUGGCUAAGGUUCUAUAUGAUUUUGCCGGUCAGAGAGACAAUGAGCUAUCGAUCGUCGCCGGCCAGAUAAUUGAGAUCGUGCAGAAGGAAGACAAUGGAUGGUGGCUGGGCAAGACGGAUGCCGGCCAGGCUUGGGUGCCAGCCGCCUACGUGGAAGAACAGGCCCGUCCCCCGCCCGUCAAAUCUAAGCCUGCACCUCCAGCGCCCCCUGCCAAGCGACCCGCCGCUGCCCAGAAGCCUGCCGACCUUCAGCAGCGAGACUCAGGAAUGAGCCUUAAUGGGGUCAAUGGAAGUUCAUCGGACACGAGUCGCAGCACCACGCCGCAGGGCAGCCUGGGUGGCAGUCUAGCGGAUGCCCUCCUGGCGAGAAAGAAUGCCAUGCAGAAGCAAAAGGACGACGAUGACGACUGGUAA